Physcomitrium patens is the source of this 1538-nucleotide messenger RNA. RefSeq names its product caffeoylshikimate esterase. The record is from RefSeq and is a predicted model, not a curated record. NCBI's taxonomy places the organism in Eukaryota, Viridiplantae, Streptophyta, Bryopsida, Funariales, Funariaceae.
UUCUAAUUGAUGCCUGUCACCAACUAGCCAAUUCCUCCUGCAUGACACACCAAGAGGCAUGUACCAUUGAAAUUAUGCUUGCCUACUUCGUCGCAGAAAGAUAUCAGUAGUGUGGGCUUCGUUAUUUUAUUUUGGCAAUAUUCCAAGUAAUUUCAACAUCGCAUUGAAGUGGUCAUCGUUUAAGGAUUUUGGGUUUAGUCCUGGCUAUCGGUGAAAUCCUCGCGUGCAACAGCGGAUAAUUUUGGACAGGAUCAUGCGAGUUGUAGUGGGGCCGAGAGAUUAGGGGCGCUGUGGGGUUUAUUGUUGAGGGUGAGUGUUUUAAGUGUCGAUUGAGGGUCCGUUGCUGGAAAUUGAUGUUGUGUGUUGUGUCUGCGAGUGGCUCGGCGGACUCAGCGACAGAAUGUCGUUGAAAGUUGACCUGCUGAAUUUCUGGGGUGAUACCCCUGAGGAUGAGUUCUACGCGUCGCAGGGGAUGAGGAAUAAGAAUGACUUCUUCAAGACGCCACAUGGAACGAUCUUCACACAGGAGUUUUUGCCUAUUGAGCUGCAGCCGAAGGGCAUUUUGUGCAUGACACAUGGCUACGGCAGCGACACGAGUUGGACGUUUCAAAUAUUAGCCUUGGAGGCGGUCAAAUGGGGUCAUGCAGUGUAUUGUGCGGACAUGCUUGGCCAUGGUCGGUCUGAUGGUAUUUUGGGUUAUAUCACGGACGUAGAGAAGAUGGCUGCAGCUUCGUUAACAUUUUUCAAGGAAAUGCGGGACAGUGAUGUUAACAAGGGGCUCCCUACAUUUUUGUUUGGUGAAUCCAUGGGAGGAGGUGUCACAUUUCUGAUGCACUUUCAAGAUCCCAAGGGAUGGGAUGGCUUCAUAUUUGCAUCGCCUUUGUUCAAGAUGCCUGAUCUAAUGAGACCAACACGUCUAGAAAUUAUAGGUUUCUCACUUCUACGGCGCUUCGUGGACACUUGGGCCCUCUUUCCCGAUAGAUUCAAGGGCAAGAGAGUAGUCGGUGAUCCCAUCAAAGGAGCAACAAUCUUCCGCAAUCCACGACGAUACACAGGCAAGCCCCGCGUUGGCACGAUGCUUGAGCUCUCCAGAAUGGUCGACGACAUCUGCAUGAGAAUGGACAAAUUCAAUGCCCCCUUCCUCACCCUGCGUGGCACUGCCGAUGAAAUCACGGCUCCUGAAGGCAACCAGGCGUUGUUUGAGAUGGCCGCCACCCCUGACCGAACCUUGAAGCCUUAAGACGGUGCAUAUCAUCUGCUGGUUCAAGGAGAGAGCGAUGAGACUAGCGCCGCGGUGUUGAAUGACAUCAGAAAGUGGCUCGCUGCGAGGGCAGAGCGGAUGCAACGAGGUCGCGCGUGAUUGGAAUUUUCAAAUUAUCGAAAGUGCUGUUGGAGCUAUUUCCCAAGCUCUCACAGAAUUAGGUCAAUCUUUGAUUGCCACGAGAUUGUUGCAAGGAUGGAUUCAUGGUUAAGAUUAAGUUUAUGUGCAAGUAAAAUAAAAAAUAAAAUUAACUGUCUACGUCAGGUUUCAUGCUGCA